CUAGUCGUCUGCGUGUAUGACUACUUUGUCCUUUCGUGUUUAUCCCGAGCCGACCAGGCUCAACGCAAGUGGUCCCAUGUAGGUCCCUAUAAUACAGUCUUCUAUGGACAAGGAACUUCCCUGGAUUGGAGAUGUCCCCCCAGCCCACUUUAAUUUGGCAGCAUUCAGCUGUGGAUGCAACACACGAUUAGCUGCAGUGGGUUCUGCAGAAGAAUGCAACCUAAUCACGGAGGUAAACUCCAUCCGUCCUCAGCUGAGAAACCCGAAUCCUUGUCGGCGAAGUUCUACUCAGAGCGAGAUGGGCCAUCGUUGCCAGCUUUUCUCACCGAGCACGGCUGAUAGACUGUCAUCGUCUGCAUGUACGGCUGAGAGACAGGAUCGGAGUCUGCUGCGCUGGUUCGGUGAGGACGUGGUGAGCUGAAGUGUGAACUAGGUAGGCUUGCUGAGGUGGGAUUCGUGUGAAUGGGGUCUGUGGCUGUCUGUUUCUUAUGUGGGUUUUGGGUGGCG
Molecule: messenger RNA, 507 nt
Organism: Aspergillus pseudonomiae
Lineage: Eukaryota; Fungi; Ascomycota; Eurotiomycetes; Eurotiales; Aspergillaceae
Exons: 1
Coding region: 104-421 (105 amino acids)
Source: RefSeq, a predicted model, not a curated record